Messenger RNA from Nerophis lumbriciformis (worm pipefish), 1877 nucleotides. RefSeq names its product adaptor related protein complex 3 subunit mu 1 (gene ap3m1). Gene Ontology annotation, cellular component: clathrin adaptor complex. Lineage: Eukaryota; Metazoa; Chordata; Actinopteri; Syngnathiformes; Syngnathidae. The record is from RefSeq and is a predicted model, not a curated record. Gene Ontology annotation, biological process: vesicle-mediated transport; intracellular protein transport.
UGUGUCUCAAGUGGGAUAUGUGUCACAUUAGUGCAGGCAUCGAGUCAGUCGCUCCUGCCAUAUUGGCAACAUCACCAUUCACUGCCGCUGAUAGAACUAACUACAGUCAGCAGCUGAGAUGAUCCACAGUCUGUUCCUGAUUAAUCACACGGGAGACAUCUUCCUGGAGAAACACUGGAAGAGUGUCAUCCACAGGAGCGUAUGCGACUACUUCUUCGAAGCUAAGGAGAAGGCGUUGGUUCCCGAAAAUGUACCUCCUAUCCUGCAGACCCCACAUCACUAUCUCAUCAGUAUAUACAGAGGAAAGCUUUUCUUCCUCUCUGUCAUCCAGACCGAAGUGCCUCCGCUGUUUGUCAUUGAAUUCCUGCACAGAGUCGCAGAUACACUUCAGGACUACUUUGGAGAAUGCUCCGAAGGGGUCAUCAAAGACAACCUGGUGACUGUUUACGAGAUUUUGGAAGAGAUGCUCGACAACGGCUUUCCCCUGGCGACAGAGUCCAACGUCCUUAAGGAGAUGAUUAGGCCUCCCACCAUCCUGAGAUCCGUAGUCAAUACUCUGACAGGGGGGAGCAAUGUUGGAGACAUGUUACCAAUAGGUCAACUGUCUAGUAUUCCCUGGAGGCGGGCUGGUGUUAAAUACACGAACAAUGAAGCAUACUUCGAUGUGAUUGAGGAAAUAGAUGCUAUUUUGGACAAAUCAGGUUCUACAGUAUUUGCAGAGAUCCAGGGUGUGAUAGAAGCCUGCGUGAGACUCUCAGGAAUGCCUGACCUUAACCUGUCUUUCAUGAACCCUCGUCUUCUCGACGACGUCAGCUUUCACCCGUGUGUGCGGUUUAAGCGCUGGGAGUCGGAGCGUGUCCUCUCUUUCAUACCGCCCGAUGGCAACUUCACCCUCAUGACUUAUCACGUCAGCGCUCAAAAUCUGGUGGCCAUUCCUGUGUACGUGAAGCAGAACAUCAGUUUCUUGGAGACCGGCUCCUGCGGUCGUCUGGACAUCACAAUAGGACCCAAGCAGACCAUGGGGAAGACGGUAGAGGGCUUAAUGGUGACCAUCCACAUGCCGAAAGCGGUGCUGAGUGUGAACCUCACAGCCACGCAGGGAAGCUACACGUAUGACGUCGCCACCAAGGUGUUGGUCUGGGACAUCGGGAAGCUGAACCCGCAGAAGCUCCCUAACUUGCGAGGUAGCCUGAACGUGCAGGCGGGAGCGCCAAAACCCGAGGACAACCCUUCGCUCAACAUCGACAUGAAGAUACAGCAGCUGGCCAUAUCCGGCCUGAAGGUGAACCGUCUGGACAUGUACGGAGAGAAGUACAAACCCUUUAAAGGGGUCAAGUAUCUGACGAAAGCUGGGAAAUUCCAAGUGCGCACCUGAAUAAAUGACCGGCAGGGGCCAACGUUCAACAAUCAAGAUCCAAACCUCAUUAUGGAUAAUGAAUAAUUUAGCAUUCUAACAGUUAUUUAUUAUCAAGUGUCAUGGCAUUACAUGUUUUGUGUUUACGCCAAGCUGCUUGUUGAAGGGAAACCUUAAUAAUAACAAAAUGUGACUUUUCCACAUGUCUGAUGAAGGGAUUGUACAUGGACACCGAGAUCACACAAUCAUGUUUGUCAACCUGUUGAAAUAUUUUGCUCAUGUCGCCUCGAAGCCUUUUUGCUUAUAAUUUUUCUACUUAUACGAAAAAGAUACACUGUCUUUAGCGCAGACAUUGUUGCGCGCACACCUUCACUCUAAUGUGGCCUUGUAAGACGCCUUAAGGUGCUGUCUUCAGGUCUUUAUAACACAAUCUACGUGAGAUAGGUUUGCCUUGAGUGUUAUCUGCACAUCCGUAUGUCCGGUUGUGAUUGGCUGUGCGUCAGCUGAAAAAAAGCGAUUGCCA